AUGUCAUCUCCCGGCGAAUCCGUUGACGACAAUCCCCCUGAAAUCGAUCCCUAUGAGAUUUUGGGACUCGAACGCGAGGCUACACCAGACCAGGUCAAGUCGGCAUAUCGAAAAGCAGCACUCAAGAACCACCCAGACAAGGUCUCCGACGACCAAAGAGAUGAAGCGAAAGAAAAGUUCCAGGAAAUCGCUUUCGCGUAUGCCAUCCUUUCCGACCCGGCGCGACGCAAGCGAUACGACACAACCGGUUCCACGUCCGAGUCCAUUAUCGACUCGGAGGGCUUUAACUGGUCUGAUUACUACCGCGAGCAAUUCCAAGAUGCGAUUUCCGCAGAAGCCAUCGAAAAGUUUGCCGAGAAAUACAAGGGCUCCGACGAGGAGAAGGACGACGUGUUGGUCGCCUAUGAAAAGGCCAAGGGCGACAUGGACGGGGUCUACGAAUCGGUCAUGUUGAGCGACGUCCUCGAGGAUGACGAACGUUUCCGCCAGAUGAUCGACGAGGCUAUUGCCAGCGAAGAUGUCCAGGCAUACAAGCGAUACACGAAGGAGAGCAAGCUGUCAAAGGCGGCUCGCGUGAAGGCAGCAAAGGGCGAGGCGAACGAGGCUGAGGAUUACGCCAAAGAGCUGGGAGUCCACGAUAAACUCUUCGGCGACAAGAAGGGCAAGGGAAAGAAGAAGGGAAAGGAUAGCGGAGAGGCCGACCUGGCUGCGCUCAUCCAGGGCAACAAGCAGAAACGCGCCGGGUUCCUGGACGAUCUCGCUGCCAAGUAUGGAGCCACUAGUCAGCCUAAGAAGGGCAAGAAGAGGGUCGUGGAGGAGGAAGAGCCGUCAGAAGAGGCAUUUCAGGCUGCAGCUGCACGGUUGAAGAAGCCCAAGGCAGAUGAGAGCAAACCUGCCAAAGCGGGAAGAAGAUCGAAGCGACUUAGCGCCACAAUGCGGGGCACUCAGCACUGCAGUCGCCAGAACAUCCCCAGGUCAACCACGAAAGGCGGUCUCUAUCCGCAGUACUGCCUGCAACUCUCCCCAACCUUCAACACAUGGUGCCUCAUGCAGACAUCCGACGUUCACGCCCUCAAAACCGUGCCCGAAUAUGAAGUCCAAAACUUCUACUUCUACAAGAAUCUGCCUAUCAAAUGGGCACGCAUCGUCGGCAUCGUUGUAGCCGUAGACGACUUCCCGAACCGGCGCAUCUACACGGUUGACGACAGUAGCGGGGCCUGCAUCGAAUGCACAGUUGCGACAAAGACACCGCCGUCCGACAAGAGCACUACCAACCCCGAAGCCAACGGGUGGUUCACCAAACGGCCGCAGCCGCAACCUCCAGCGGACUGCGUCGACGUAGAUGUCGGCACCGUCAUCGAUAUCAAGGGGGGGCUGACGAGGUUCCGCGAGGAGAUGCAGAUCAAGAUUGAAAAGGUCAAGAUCCUCCGAUCCACGGAAGACGAGGUGGCGCUGUGGGAGAAGCGCACGCGGUUCCGGAACGAUGUCCUUCUACCGCCGUGGGUGCUUAGCGAGAGGCAGAUUCGGAAGUGUAGGAAGGAAGGGAUGAGAGACGCCGAGAGCGAGGAGAGGAAGCGCAAGAAGGAGAAGAGGCGGGAGGAGAGAAAGAAGGAGGAAGACGAGAUGCGGCGCAAGACGGAGGCUGCUAAGGCGGCUGCUGCGCAGGAGAACCGGUACCGUGCCUACAAGUUGAAGAAAGGAGAUGGAUCGCGGCCGAUGAUGCAGGCCAGCCAAGUCGUAACGGCAGUCUCGACUGCAGCUGCAGCUGCACCAGUUGUAGAGGAUCGAUAUCGUGCCUACAGUUUGAAAAGGGGGCAUGCAACCCGGGAACAGCAGCCACAACGGACCACGAGGCCGGCCCCGACUCCGGCCACGGAAGACCGCUAUACAGCCUACAAGGUGAAGAAAGGAGGAGACAGUCGGCCGAUGAUUAGGUCUGAUGCUACUACUAUUGACACCGUUGCUGCCGCGGCCGUGGAAGAUCGGUACCGCGUAUACAAGGUGGGCGGGUCUGGGGCUAACAUCUUGGAGAAGAAAAGAUGA
Messenger RNA from Colletotrichum phormii, 2043 nucleotides. RefSeq lists its product as uncharacterized. The transcript is spliced from 5 exons. NCBI's taxonomy places the organism in Eukaryota, Fungi, Ascomycota, Sordariomycetes, Glomerellales, Glomerellaceae. Gene Ontology annotation, cellular component: nucleus; cytoplasm. Gene Ontology annotation, molecular function: heat shock protein binding. Bases 1 to 2043 code for a protein of 680 amino acids. The record is from RefSeq and is a predicted model, not a curated record.